Molecule: messenger RNA, 1107 nt
Organism: Syzygium oleosum
Lineage: Eukaryota; Viridiplantae; Streptophyta; Magnoliopsida; Myrtales; Myrtaceae
Exons: 5
Coding region: 658-1026 (122 amino acids)
Source: RefSeq, a predicted model, not a curated record
UCAUGCAAAUGAACAGAAGACUCUCUCCCCAAUUCUACGGUGACUGAAUGACUGGAUCAGAAGAUAACAGAGUGAAAGCAGACCCUAUCCUCUCACAGUCCCCACACAAAAACUGCCAUUGCAAAUCCCUUCCUCUCCUGCUGCUCUUCUCUCCCUCUCUCUUUCAUUGUCACCAACUAACACUCGCACUGAAAAAAAAGCCACUUGAAAAUGGCAAAAGCAAAGCUACUGUUUUCAGGGCUUUAUUAGUGUUUCAACCAUUGCAGCUUCUCUUAACAGUUGAGCAAGAGAAGAAGCCUUGCCCUUUCUUUGGAAGGGGAGAUAAAAGAUGGGUUUGCCAAAGCAUCAGCUGUUCCUGGAGAAGGUGAAGGAGGACCAGGAAGAAGAGGCUUGACAGACAAGGAGUCAUCCCCUCGGUUUCAUCCUGCAAAGAAAAAGGGAUAUUGCAAGAUAUCAUGUGCAAACUGAAUCAAGUAGGAAAGGCCGAAGAGUACCUACGUGCUGCAAGUUCAGUUUUUGGAUGAAGCACGGAAGACAGUAAGAGAUCAGGGUUCAAGUCUCCUGUCCUCGUGUUUUAAUAGAGAUUGGAUAAAGUCUGCUGUCCUCCUGUCCUUGGGAUUCAAGACUCCUGUCCUCGUGUUUUAAGAGGAAGGUGCUAUGGCGACCGUACUAAGUGGCACACAGCUCCUCACUGUCCGUAUGAAGCAUAAUAUUUGGCCGAAGCCAUCACCUUUACCUUGGCAGCCAGCUUCUCUCUUCUUCUUGAAGCCACCCCUCUGCACCCCAGUCCAGCACAUCCAACAAGAGGCUGAUGCAGGAAUUAUUUGUGAACCUUGCAAUGGCAAAGGAUGGUUAGUUUGCGAUUUCUGUAAGGGACAGAAGACCAACGUUAAAGCGGAAAACAGGCGGAUUUAUCGGCGAUGUCCAUCUUGCAGAGCUAUUGGAUUCGUCUUGUGUUCGAAGUGCAAGGUAUACAAAUGUGUCACAUUCCCAGAUUCUGAUGAUGGCGAGGAGUCGUCUUUGUGAGCUGCCGCCAUAUAAUUGUACCGAGUGAAUAAUCUUGAACUGCCGCCAUAUGAUUCUAUUGAUUAUAUUCAUUCUCUUCUU